AUGGCUAAGGGGAAAAACAAGGGAAGUGACGAUAGACCUUCAAGACCGCCAAAGGGGUCUUCUGGGAAGCAUAGUAAACGAGGAGAAUCCAAGCACCAUGUGAGUUCUGAUAAGUUCCAUACAAAGCUAGCUAUGUGGGAUUUUGAUCACUGUGAUCCAAAACGUUGUAGUGGGAAAAAACUAGAAAGAUUAGGCUUGAUUAAAAGUUUAAGAGUUGGCCAAAAAUUUCAAGGUGUUGUUGUUUCUCCAAAUGGUAAAGGUGUGGUUUGCCCAAAUGAUAGAGAGAUUGUUGAGACAAAUGGUGCUGCAGUUGUUGAGUGCUCUUGGGCCAGAUUAGACGAAGUCCCAUUCAAUAAAAUAGGAGGGAAACACGAGAGACUCUUACCAUAUCUUGUUGCUGCUAAUCAGGUAAAUUACGGAAGGGCUUGGAAGCUUAACUGUGUUGAAGCCCUAGCAGCAUGUUUUGCCAUUGUUGGCCAUAUGGAUUGGGCUGCAGAGCUUUUAGAUCAUUUUUCUUGGGGUCCUGCAUUUUUGGAUAUUAAUAAAGAAAUCCUUGAACUAUACCAACAGUGUACAGACUCUGAAAGUGUUCAAAAAGUCCAAGAAGAAUGGUUAGAUAAAUUAGAGGAAGAAGUCAGACAAAGAAAAGAGCAUGGAGAUUCUGAAGACUUGUGGCUACAAGGAAAUACAAAUAGAGGUGAAGCACUACCCUCGCUAUCAGAUUCAGAAGAUGAAGAUGAAGAUGACGAAGAAGAGUAUCAGCUCAAGAAUGCUAAAUAUGAUAACCUUGGGAAUUUGAUAAUUGAUGAAGAAGAGGAAGAAGAAGAAAGUGAAGAGGAGGAAGAUAGUGAUGAAGAGAGUAUUCCUGAACUGACUGAGGUUGAGAAUCUCAAACUAUCAUGA
Messenger RNA from Hansenula anomala, 903 nucleotides. RefSeq names its product ribosome biogenesis protein TSR3 (gene TSR3). Lineage: Eukaryota; Fungi; Ascomycota; Saccharomycetes; Phaffomycetales; Wickerhamomycetaceae. The transcript is spliced from 3 exons. Gene Ontology annotation, molecular function: rRNA small subunit aminocarboxypropyltransferase activity. The record is from RefSeq and is a predicted model, not a curated record. Gene Ontology annotation, biological process: maturation of SSU-rRNA. Bases 1 to 903 code for a protein of 300 amino acids.